This is a messenger RNA of Synchytrium microbalum, 654 nucleotides long. RefSeq lists its product as uncharacterized. Gene Ontology annotation, cellular component: proteasome core complex. Gene Ontology annotation, molecular function: threonine-type endopeptidase activity. The transcript has 5 exons. The record is from RefSeq and is a predicted model, not a curated record. NCBI's taxonomy places the organism in Eukaryota, Fungi, Chytridiomycota, Chytridiomycetes, Synchytriales, Synchytriaceae. The coding region runs from base 1 to 654 and encodes 217 amino acids.
AUGUCAGACGGAAUACAAUACAGAUUAAAGCCCGGUGAAGUGGAUUUGGGCACUACAAUUAUGGCAGUACAAUUCGCAGAUGGUGUAAUUGUAGGAGCAGAUUCACGAACUACUACAGGCUCAUAUAUUGCAAAUCGAGUGACAGACAAACUGACGGCUAUACAUGAUACUAUAUUUUGCUGUCGAUCUGGAAGUGCUGCUGAUACUCAAGCCAUUGCAGAUAUUGUACAUUACUAUCUGCAGAUAUACUCAGUCCAGCACAAUGAAGCACCAAAAGUGAGUACUGCUGCAACUCUCUUCCAAAACAUGGUCUACUCCAACAAGGACGCCUUGUCUGCUGGUAUCAUUGUUGCUGGAUAUGAUCCUAUUGAAGGACCAUCAGUAUGGUCUAUUCCAUUGGGUGGAUCUCUACACAAACAGCCAUUUGCCAUUGGUGGUUCAGGAAGUUCAUACAUUUAUGGAUACUGUGAUGCUCAUUGGAAAGAUAACAUGAGUCUUGAAGAUGCUACCCAAUUCAUCAAGAAUUCUGUUGCGUUGGCCAUGUCGCGUGAUGGAUCAUCUGGCGGUGUUAUAAGAUUGGCAAUCAUCACAAAAUCUGGUGUUGAACGAGUGUUUGUGCCAGGAAACAAACUGCCAACCUUUUGGGAAGGCUAA